This is a messenger RNA of Acanthosepion pharaonis, 2316 nucleotides long. NCBI's taxonomy places the organism in Eukaryota, Metazoa, Mollusca, Cephalopoda, Sepiida, Sepiidae. The record is from the annotation of a GenBank genome assembly.
AUGCUCUUUCUCACUCUUUCCUCACCUAGUUCCUUCUCGAUCCCUCUUUUUGGGUUCUUCUUUUCCUUUCACUCCGUCUUUUCCGUUUCAUUGUUUUGUAUUUUGCUGUUUUUUCGUUACAAAAUUCUCUUUCAUUUUUCAUCUUGCCUAAUUUUUUCUUUUUUCUUUCUUUAUUUCUUUCUUUCUUUCUUUCUCAAUCAACAAUAUGCUCAUAUCUAUCUAUCUAUCUAUCUAUCUAUCUAUCUAUCUAUCUAUCUAUCUAUCUAUCUAUCCCAGCCUGUUCAUAUCUAUCUAUCUAUCUAUCUAUCUAUCUAUCUAUCUAUCUUUUCUAUCUAUCUAUCAUUCUACAUGCCUUAUUCGGAUGAAUAUAUCCCAGUCUCUUCUAAUCUAUCCCUUUUUAUUAUUUUUUCGUUUUCUUCUGUCAUUUAUACGAAAAAUACAGUCUUUCUUUCUUUCUUUCUUUCUUUUCUUUCUUUCUUUCUUUCUUUCUUUUUUUUUCACACAUUGCUGUGUUUCCUUCCUUUCUCCCCUAAUGUUUCAAAUGGUUCCUUCCGCUUUACCCCUUUUCUUUCAUUCCAUUAUAUUCCUUCUUUCUUAUUUUUCUUUCUUUUUUAUUUAUAUUACACCGUCUCAAUGUUUGUUUGCUUUUUCUUUUCUAUUCAUUAUCUAUCUAUCUAUCUAUCUAUCUAUCUAUCUAAUCUCUUAUCUAUCUAUCUAAGUCUCUUAUCUCUCUAUCUAUCUAUCUAUCUAUCUAUCUAUCUAUAUAUCUAUCUAUCUAUAUCUCUUAAUUUUCUAUCUAUCUAUCUAAGUCUCUUUAUUAUCUAUCUAUCUAUCUAUCUAUCUAUCUUCGUCUAUUCAUUAUCUAUCUAUCUAUCUAUCUAUCUAUCUAUCUAUCUAUCUAUCUAUCUGUCUCUUAAUUAUCUAUCUAUCUAUCUAUCUAUCUAUGUUCUCUCUAAUUAUCUAUCUAUCUAUCUAUCUAUCUAUCUAUCUAUCUUCGUCUAUUCAUUAUCUAUUUAUCUAUAUUCAUCUAUUAAAUAUCUAUCUAUCUAUCUAUCUAUCUAUCUAUCUAUCUAUCUAAGUCUCUUAAUUUUCUAUCUAUCUAUCUAUCUAUCUAUCUAUCUAUCUAUCUAUCUAUCUAUCUAUCUAUCUAAGUCUCUUUAUUAUCUAUCUAUCUAUCUAUCUAUCUAUCUAUUUAAGUCUCUAAUUAUCUAUCUAUCUAUCUAUCUAUCUAUCUAUCUAUCUAUCUUCGUCUAUUCAUUAUCUUUUUCCCCUAAUGUUUCAAAUGCUUCCUUCCGCUUUAACCCUUUUCUUUCAUUCCAUUAUAUUCCUUCUCCACUUUUCUGUCUUCUUCUUUUGUCGAUGCGGCUUUUUUCUUUGGUCGUUUACUCAACUGCCAAUUCCUUUUGUUGUUUGAAAAUAAACUUUCAUUUCACUUGUUUUUUGCUUCUUUCUUUCUUUCUUUCUUUCUUUCUUUCUUUCUUUCUUUCUUUCUAUUCCCCACUGUUCUUUCUUUCUUUUUUUCAUACAUUAAACCGUCUUAAUGUUUGUUCGUUUUUUUCUUUUCUAUUCAUUAUCUAUCUAUCUAUCUAUCUAUCUAUCUAUCUAUCUAUCUAUCUUCGUCUAUUCAUUACUUAUCUAUCUCUCUAUUCAUUAGUCAUGUAUCUAGUUCUAUGCUCAGGCAUACAUAUAAUUAUACAAAUGUACGUACAUACACAUAGAUAUAUAUAUAUAUAUAUAUAUAUAUAUAUAUAUGUGUGUGCGCGUGUUAUUUCUUUCUUUUUUAUAUUAAACCGUCUUAAUGUUUUUUGUUUUUUCUUUUCUAUUCAUUACCUAUCUAUCCUAUCUAUCUAUCUAUCUAUCUAUCUUCGUCUAUUCAUUACUUAUCUAUCUAUCUAUCUAUCUAUCUAUCUAUCUAUCUAUCUAAGUCUUUUAAUUAUCUAUCUAUCUAUGUCUAUUCAUUACUUAUCUAUCUAUCUAUCUAUCUAUCUAUCUAUCUAUCUUCAUAUAUAUAUAUAUAUAUAUAUUUUAAUUAUCUAUCUAUCUAUCUAUCUAUCUAUCUAUCUAUGUCUAUUCAUUACCUAUCUAUCUAUCUAUCUAUCUUCGUCUAUUCAUUCUAUCUAUCUAUCUAUCUAUCUAUCUAUCUAUCUAUCUAUCUAUCUAAGUCUUUUUAAUUAUUAUUAUCUAUCUAUGUCUAUUCAUUACUUAUCUAUCUAUCUAUCUAUCUAUCUAUCUAUCUAUCUAUCUAUCUAUCUAUCUAUCUAUGUCUAUUCAUUACUUAUCUAUCUAUCUAUCUAUCUAUCUUCAUCUAUUCAUUAA